Molecule: messenger RNA, 429 nt
Organism: Marasmius oreades (fairy-ring Marasmius)
Lineage: Eukaryota; Fungi; Basidiomycota; Agaricomycetes; Agaricales; Marasmiaceae
Exons: 4
Coding region: 1-429 (142 amino acids)
Source: RefSeq, a predicted model, not a curated record
AUGGUUGUCUCACUCUCAUCGCAUGAAGGGAAUGGUGGCGGUUCCGUAGACCCCGCGUCAGCAGCAAAUCUCAUCCUCCAUAACAAUCUUUGGCUGGUCAUGAUCUCAAAUUUACAACUAAUAACACUCUCAUUUUCAAGCCACGGCGGUCGUUCGGUACUAACAGAUGAUUUUCAUCUAGUGUGUUUGGAUCAAAAGACCUUCGGAGAUUUCCUUUUCCACUGCCUCCCGCGCCGAAGACAACAAUCCCAUUUCAAACUAGGGUGUCUGCAUCUGUCGGAGAGAAAAUCUCAUCGGAAUCCACAAGACAUCUGGAACCUCACUUAUCAUUAUUUUGUCAAGAUGUACAUUCCACGACAACUCCACGACCUUGUUCACCACGGACCUCGAGGUGGUAAGAAGAGCGAGAAAGGAAGCUUCUGCUUUUAA